Mytilus trossulus (common blue mussel) is the source of this 2133-nucleotide messenger RNA. RefSeq names its product vacuolar protein sorting-associated protein 28 homolog. Gene Ontology annotation, biological process: protein transport to vacuole involved in ubiquitin-dependent protein catabolic process via the multivesicular body sorting pathway. Gene Ontology annotation, cellular component: ESCRT I complex. The transcript is spliced from 9 exons. Bases 100 to 759 code for a protein of 219 amino acids. Gene Ontology annotation, molecular function: protein-containing complex binding. The record is from RefSeq and is a predicted model, not a curated record. NCBI's taxonomy places the organism in Eukaryota, Metazoa, Mollusca, Bivalvia, Mytilida, Mytilidae.
GGGACAUGACUCAUGAUCAGAACCAAAACAAAACGUCAUAUUAUAGAAAGGAUCUGACUGAUAGAAAUAUUUGAGGGGAUAAACUAAAAAAGAAAGGCAAUGUUUGCACAAGUUCCACCUAAUCACCAAGCAUCAUCAAACAACUCAGCUCUAUAUGAGGAGGUCAAGUUAUACAGAACAGCAAGGGAUAGAGAAAAGUAUGACAAUAUGGCUGAUUUAUAUGCUGUGAUCAACACACUUCAAAGUAUAGAGAAAGCUUACAUCAAAGAUGCUAUCCAGGCUAAAGAAUACACAGCUGCCUGUUCCAAACUGCUGGUACAGUAUAAAAUAGCUUUUAAACAAGUACAGAGUGAAUUCAAAACAGUGGAAGAAUUCAUGAAAAAAUACAGGCUCGACUGUCCUGCAGCACUAGAAAGGAUAAAAGAAGAUCGACCAAUCACAAUUAAAGAUGACAAAGGAAAUACCAGUCGAUGCAUUGCAGACAUUGUCUCAUUAUUUAUUACAGUGAUGGAUAAAUUAAGAUUAGAAAUCAGAGCUAUGGAUGAGAUACAUCCAGAUUUGAGAGAACUAAACGAGACUAUGAACAGACUUAGCAUCCUUCCAGAAGAUUUUGAGGGGAGAGAAAAAGUAAAAAAAUGGUUAGAUACAUUGAGUGGAAUGUCAGCACAUGAGGAGUUAGAUGAUGGACAAGUUAGACAGAUGUUAUUUGACUUGGACAGUGCCUAUAAUGCAUUCAACAGAAACUUGCAUGACCAUUAAUUACCUGUGUAAUAAUUAAAUAUGAUCUGUGAAAAACAAUAUUUAACUUCAUGUAAAAUAAAAUGUUUUAAUCAUUUUUACUUUGUAAAACAUAUGUUGCAACUGAAAUACAUUUCAAUUAGAAUUGAUAAUUGUAUUAUGAUGAUUAUUUUAUUUGUUUAUAGAAAAAUAAUACAUGUACAUGUAUACAAAUUUAAUGUGUUAUUUAAUCUAUUAAACUGUAUGUUCUAAUUAUCAUUAUUGUCUUUCAAAUUUUAAAUUGAAAUAUUAAAGUUACUUUGACAUUAUGUCCAUAUUAAACAACAUUAUAAGUUAUUGGAAAAAAAACCUAAAUAGGUGAUGAAGAUGUAUUUUUUUUUUAUUUUGACAGUCUAUGAUAAAGUUUUGAGGCCAAAACAUUGAACUUGACUUAUGAAUUUCAUGUCAAGUUUUGUUUUCAAAAGUCCAUUUAGACUGAAGUUAUAAUAUAUAUGUUUGGGGUAUCUUGGAGUCUCUGUUUUACAAUGCAAGUAAGAUGGGCAUGUCAUACUUUCCUGGGGCAUCUGUUUUUUUUAUAUAAAAAUUCAAACCACAAUAAUUUAUACAGUGUACCAGUAAUUAUUUGUUAUUAAUAUAUUGUUAUGUAUAGAUAUCUAUUGUAAGGUUUACUUCUGUAAAUAUUUUGUGCAGUACAAUGCAAACUAUUGUUUUGAAUGACUUAUUUUGUAAUGAAUGUUGUGUCUGUAGUGAAAAAAACCCAAUCACUUAACCAUUUUAUUCUCUAGUUAACAUCAGAAAAAAUAUUUUUUUCUCUAAAAUUAGGAAAUAAAAAGUAGUUUAAUUUUCAAACUUCAAAGAUAAUUACAGUAGUUAUUAACACAAAUUGCCUUUUAUUUAGUAGCUUACUUUUAAUAAAAAAAAAACACAUAUUAAUGAACUUGAAUUUUAUAGAUGUUCCCUAGUUAACAUCAGAAAUUUUUUUUCUUCUCUAAAAUUAGGAAAUAAAAAGUAGUAUAAUUUUCAAACUUCAAAGAUAAUAACAGUAGUUAUAAACACAAAUUGCCUUUUAUUUAUUAGCUUACUUUCAAUAAAAAAAAUACACAUAUUAAUGAACUUGAAUUUUGCGACACAAGCAUUUUUUUGUCCCUCAUUUUAUUUUGGAUAAACAAAUUUAAUGAACAUUUUUGAAACCCUUAUCAUAGUUUUGUUCAAUAAAACGUCAUUGUAACUUAAUGUAAUGUUUUGAAAUAAUACUUCAAGAGAACCAUCAAGUUAUCAGGUGAGAUGAUAUGUACAUUCUUACUUCUUAAUACAUUAUUGUCAAUAUUCUAAAUAUUUCUAAGGAGAAAACUUUAUUGUACAAAACUAUUUUCAAACAAUAAAGAGUAAUUUUUA